UGCCAGUCUGCCAUACAUACAUUCACGUUUCCACUUUGUGACUAUUUCAACGGCCGAGAAAUAGCCAGUAGUUGACAGAAAAAUCGUCAUCCCUGGCUCUCAGAACAUUCAGAGAGGCUCGAUCCUCCGGAACUCCCUAGCAUUAUCCAUCUCACGACCACGCAAUCAAGUUUGCGGAAAUAAGCUAUCAGGGUUAUCAGAACACUUGAAUCAAUAGCAAUGCCUGAACUCGAGAACCGAGAGGACGUCGUUACUGAGCAAUGGCACCAAAUAGCUGACGCAAUCAAAACGACCACUUGGGAAGCUUUCCAAAAAGGCUCAUCUUCCUUCCCCUCCAAUGCCGCCUUUAGAUCACAUUGGUAUAGCAUUUUCACUCAACUCGAAGAGUCUAUUCUAUCAGAUCAGAAUAUUCCCGAGUUCUUGACGUCUCCGCCCAUCAAGAAUCUCACAAUCACGGUCAUCGAAAUGCAAGAUUGGCUAGGCAACUGCCCAUGCUGUUGGCUUCAGGAUCAGGAGACCGAAAUUGCUUUACAGAAUGAUAGCGGAGUCACUAAGGGUGAUUUUAUACGAGCUCUGAAGGAGCACUUGUAUGGCGAGAUUCCAGAGACGAAUGGUGAAGAUUUGGAAUCUUCAAGCUUCUGGUCACUUAUGUAUUCGUCAUCUAGCAGGACUCAUGAAGAAGUGCCUUAUAUUUUUAUUAAGUGCUGUGAGCAGGGAGAGUUAAGGAAGAUCAAGGAGAGGGAGAAGCGCCAAUAGAUAAAGGAAGACGGAUUGGUAUCUUUGUAUUUAUUACGAUUCAAAGUAAG
Ilyonectria robusta is the source of this 806-nucleotide messenger RNA. RefSeq lists its product as uncharacterized. NCBI's taxonomy places the organism in Eukaryota, Fungi, Ascomycota, Sordariomycetes, Hypocreales, Nectriaceae. The record is from RefSeq and is a predicted model, not a curated record. The transcript has a single exon. The coding region runs from base 220 to 756 and encodes 178 amino acids.